UUGCCCAAGCUCAAGCUGCUCCCCGCUGGUGCCGUUGACCUCACUCUUGCCUUAGUGACAACAGCCCCUCUUCAGGUGCAUCCAAGCUAAAUUUCAGGAUUCCCGGGCCUUCUCUGCCCGUCUGACAAUACUCGCCUGGUCAUCUGCUCGGUGGCCCCGUGUGCUCCUCAUCACCCAUCAGCCACGCUUCCGGUGGACAACCGGCCGCCCUCGUCAUCUGCACCGCCAGUGCCUCAAUAACCACUGCUGAAGGCUCUCUCUUGUUGAGUCUCUCACAACCAAUACUGCCCUUCUGCUGGCGUUCUCGCCAGGACUCUCCCCGCCAUGGGACUAGCAUACAACGUGUACCUCGACUCAGACAGGAUCUACGGUUGCAAGGACUGUAAGACCCAUCUCUCGAACCAUGACGAUAUCAUCAGUCGGAACUUUCGAGGCCAGCACGGCAAAGCCUACCUCUUCGACUCGGUGGUCAACAUCAUCGAGAGCGAUCCGAGCGAGCGGAACAUGACAACCGGCCGCCAUGUCGUGCGGGACAUCCAGUGCCGGCAGUGCAAUGUCACGGUGGGCUGGAAGUACGACAAGGCCUACGAAGCGUCCGAGAAGUACAAGGAGGGCAAGUACAUCCUCGAGGCCGAGAUGCUCUGCUCAGUGUCGUAACGUGACGGAAUGGGGUUGUUAGUAGCUGGAAACACAGAGAAAUUGGCAUUUAGCCGCCCAUUGGCGUAUGGCAAGCAUCAGGACUGGAGUUUGGACAUGACAGGACACUCGUGGGAAUUUUUCAGGACACUCGGCAGGCAUGGGAGCUCUAGGAGUUAAUUGGAUGCUGAAUAUACCGUCAAUAUGAGUCGUCGGUCGAUUGUGCGGCCUCUUCUGAGCAAUGGGACGACGAGAGGCUGCAGGUACAGCAUAUGGCAUGGUAGGUAGGAGGUAGUUUGAUUUGUCAAGCCCA
Molecule: messenger RNA, 949 nt
Organism: Mytilinidion resinicola
Lineage: Eukaryota; Fungi; Ascomycota; Dothideomycetes; Mytilinidiales; Mytilinidiaceae
Product: yippee zinc-binding protein-like protein Moh1
Exons: 2
Coding region: 325-657 (110 amino acids)
Cellular component (GO): ubiquitin ligase complex
Source: RefSeq, a predicted model, not a curated record